AUGCACGUUCCUAGGCUUGAGGUGGAGGUCGUUGCUGGUCAUUCGGAGCGUCCCGAGGCAACCUCUCUGGUAUUGGGCCCGGAAGUUUGUCCAUCCACAGCACGCGUCCCUCCCAAAGCAGAGGAGAGGCUGACAACGUCAUCUUCUCCACCCGGUGUGUCUGAGAGUAGAGGCCGGCCUGAUCACCCGACCCGCUUCUCUUGGGACCACUCGCUGGGUAGCCCGUCCCGUUUCCCCCAGGUUCCUACGCGGCACAGAGUACCUGUGGAGCGCCUGGACGAGGAAGCGGAGGAAAGGGAGAGGGAGCGGCAAGCGACUAUGGAACUUCAAUACCGACUCAAGAAACUUGAGAUCGAGGCCGAGACUGCGCUGAAAAUGCGGCGGCUCGAGCUGGAGGCAGAAGGCCGUCUUCCUCUUAACCCUAGCCGGGUCGUUGCUGCUGUUGAGCCAGCCCACAGUCCAGUCCAACCUGUUGAUCUGGUCCCUGAGGCCUACCGGCAGCGCUUCAGAGGCCUCCAGAAGGCCCCAAACCAGACCUAUGAGGCCGCGGUGUUGGCUGAUGAAUUCGCCCUGACUCAUAGGACCACAUUUGGUACGGCGAAUAACCGGUCCUUUGUCUCAGAGCCAAUUCGUAGGUCUGCCAACACGCCACCCGUUCACAAAGAGCAACGAGAGUGUUUUUACUGUCACAGACCUGGACAUGUCAUCUCUAACUGUUUGGCUCUUAAGCGUAAAUCCAAUUAUUCUGCCACGGACUCGUUUGCUCAGUCCCAAGAUUGA
This is a messenger RNA of Knipowitschia caucasica, 780 nucleotides long. The record is from the annotation of a GenBank genome assembly. Lineage: Eukaryota; Metazoa; Chordata; Actinopteri; Gobiiformes; Gobiidae.